AUGUGGAAAGCUAUCAACGACGACCAUGAAGCAUCAUUAGAACUUUAUGGAAGAAGCAAGCAAACUAUGUUCGCUUUAAUCCAUUUUAAUCUUCGCACGGGUAAUGAAAUUCAUUUGUAUUCAAAACUGAAGCAAAUUACGCUAUCACCACCACCACCGCUUGAUACGACAAAACAAUCAUUUAAGAUCCCAAGUAUGAGUUACAUCCUUAUGUUCUACAAAGACAGUCAAAACGCGAAUGUUACAACAAAUGCGACUGGUCUCGGGAAAGCUAAAACGAUGACUGAAUCAUCGAAAAGCUUUUUUCGUCCUCUUCCUUACUUGGAAGCUUUUUUAACGAAAGCACGAAUGUUGUUUUUGUGGCAAUGA
This is a messenger RNA of Clunio marinus, 369 nucleotides long. Lineage: Eukaryota; Metazoa; Arthropoda; Insecta; Diptera; Chironomidae. The record is from the annotation of a GenBank genome assembly.